This is a messenger RNA of Acanthaster planci (crown-of-thorns starfish), 4680 nucleotides long. RefSeq names its product acid phosphatase 5, tartrate resistant (gene acp5). NCBI's taxonomy places the organism in Eukaryota, Metazoa, Echinodermata, Asteroidea, Valvatida, Acanthasteridae. Gene Ontology annotation, biological process: bone resorption. Gene Ontology annotation, molecular function: acid phosphatase activity. The record is from RefSeq and is a predicted model, not a curated record.
GCAUAGAGAAAGGACAGGGCAGUCACUCGCAGCCAACGUCCGUCAACCGAGUUAUGACAUCUGCGCGCAUGAUUAUGACAUGUGUUAUGACUCAGAAGAUUUUCUUGGUGCUAGUCUUAGUUUUUAAGCUGGUGGACGGAGUCUACUUGCCGCAAUCAGAAGAUGGCAUUCUAUCCUUCCUGGCUCUUGGAGAUUGGGGUGGCGUGUCCUUUACACCAUACACUACGCCAGACGAAUUGGGCUGCGCCAAUCAAAUGGGAGCCAUAGCCAAGAGGAUCAACUCCACCUUCGUCUUGGCCCUGGGGGAUAACUUCUACGACUUUGGCAUACGGACUGAUGCCCACGACAAAAGAUUUAAGGAGACUUUUGAGGAUGUCUUCACAGCCCAGUCAUUGCAGACGCCAUGGUACAUCAUUGCCGGGAAUCAUGACUGGCGUGGCAAUGUCACGGCAGAGCUGGAAUACACAAAAUUAUCUAAAAGAUGGACUUUCCCAUCGUUGUACUACGCCUUCAAUCACACCAUCCCAGGAACCAAAGUGAAAGUGGCCUUCAUCAUGCUGGACACCCAGGUGCUGUGCAGCAUCUUGGAUGAGUUCAGUACUCCGGAAGAGCUGGCGGGGCCUUUGGACAAGAUUGCAGCAGAGAAGGAAUGGCAGUGGGUCGAGGAGCAACUGAAGGCAACGCAAAGUGCGGACUAUGUGAUUGUCGCUGGUCAUUAUCCGGUGUGGUCUAUAGCAGAGCAUGGGCCUACAGAUUGUCUGGUAUCCCGGCUCAGACCCCUGCUUAUCAAGUACAAUGUCAGUGCUUAUUUCUCCGGGCAUGACCACAAUCUUCAGCAUUUGCGGGAAGACAACUUGACAGUGGAUUACUUUGUGAUCGGGGCUGGCCACAUCAUCGACACUUCCGAAAGUCACAAGGACAGUGUACCCCACAACUCCCUCAAGUUCCACUAUGCAGACAUUGCUGGUAAGGGAGGCUUUGCCUAUGUGCAGACGACACCAAAGAGUAUGCGGCUGAUCUUUUCUGAUGGGUUGGCUGGUAAGGAUUUAUACUCGGCCGAAAUCAGACCCCGAUCCAAGGUUACAAGGUUAAACUAGGACACGUGCAAACCUAGCAUGCCUAGUGUGGACAGUUGUUUUUGUAGUCAAGACAAGAGAUGCUUAAUUUGCUUGUACCAUCACAGUGAACACUCUUUUAGCUGGAUUUUUAUUGGUUUUCUGAAAUGUUUCUUAUCCUUUUGGUGGCUGUGAUAAGUCUAUCCAGGAAUUCCACCGAAACUUUUUCCAGAAAACAAAGUGGCCUUCUGUGGUCGACAUGGCUUAGUCCCCAAAAGGUUCGUGUGAACCACUUUUUGUUCAAGGGUCCACACUAACUCAAGUGAGGAUCUCAGAACCAAUUUUUUGUUUUUUUAGUGGGGUAGGGGUGAGGGUAAACUUGUUUUGGGGUCCCAAAAUUUGGAAAUUUUUGCAAGUAGCCCUCAGUCUUUCUGAGGGGUGAGGCUACAUUUUGGGCUUUUCACCCAAUGAAGUAGACGAAGUUGUUCCGAAAGAAAAAAAAAUUGGGAGAGGGGCAUGGCCUCAUCCACCCUUGCUCUCCCCUGUGAAAAGAUUUACACCUUUGUCACUGAAUUCUGCUGGAUUUAGUUGACUGUAUCGGCUUCAGUGGGAUACUUUGUUAGAUUCAGCACAAUUCCCCAAGAAUUCCUAAAAGUUUUUUUUUGAAGUCCAGUGUACGCAACAGGAAAACCAAUACUCUGAACAACGAAAAACACAUUUUCCCCCCUUUUUUUUGGGGGGGGGGGAAUACAAGAUUCAUUGUACCAGUCGUUCACAUUUUUUCGGGGUGGAUGGUUCGAUGGAGUUAGCUGGCCUUCUCUUUAACUACAGGCAUAUGGUACAUUUGAAGUUCACUCAUUAAUUAACCCUAACAGUCCUCGGUCCUCCAACAGGUGAAGGAUUGAGGAGUGUUAAGGACUGUACUUGAAUUGGGGUUUUUUUUUGUGUAGGGGUACCUCUUGCAAUCCUUGGCCAUGUUGUCAGUAAUAUGUAUUAUCAAGUGUCUGUAACUUUUUUAUUUUCAUAUUGGCAGAAAUUCUUCCAGUUCGUAUCAGUGUGCACACAGGUUUUCAAUUUGGCUGGGAAAUGCCACUUUAAGUAGGUUUCUCUGGCUGGGUUGAUUUAAAAAUUACCCAGAUAAGCAUAACGCCCUCUCAAAUUUGUUUAACAAUGAGUGCACUUGCAUUUGAACAAUAGAAAAGUCCACUGAUUUUCUUCUUUGAGCCAUCUUGAAAGUUCAGUGAAAGGUAAAAAGUUGUCUUGGUGAGGCUUGUUCUUGCAUUCAAAUUCAUCAGAAGCCUUGGAAAGAGCUUGAUCACAAUAGUCUUGAAUUUCAUUUAAUCAAGUGACAUACAAUAUCAACAUGUAAGACAAUUCACAUUUGUUUGUGUACAUGUAUGUGGCAACUGUGCUGUCAUUCCUAUUUGCAUAUCCUAUUCACAGACAUACAUGUAUUGUUUAUAUAAAACUGAAGAAUUUUGGCUAACGUGUUGCAUCUUUUCCAUGUUGUGCUAUUAUAAAGCAGUAUUGACUUUCUUUAACACUCCUAUGCAAAGGCACAUUCUUGACUAAGUUGUCCUAUCAGCCAAAUCAGACAAAUGACACGGUUGUCUGUACUGGCUGGGUUAAAUCAAGUGGAAAAAAUUUUUGACUGUCUGUGACUGUCAUAGCAAAAGGUUUAAUAUGAUGAAUGGUAAUUAAUUUUUCGUACACAAGGCAGUAUUUGAUACAUGAAUAAACACCAAAGCACAUAAUACCAAAGUAUUUUUAAAAAUGUCAAGCAGCUCCAGUGUACCCCUACACAUGAAACUGAACGACAUCAACUGUGCCCACACUAUCAGGACACAGGUCAUCCCGUGUGCUACCAGAUAUUUAUAGAUUAAAGUGCUAUAACUUGAGCCACUACAAUCAGUGCAAUGUACUCUCAGUAUAAUUAGUGAUGACAAACCAAUUUUGGCAAUGAAAGGAAAGACGCUAAAGUUGGUGAGAAUUACGCACAUGCAACAAGAACGUGUCUGGAUGAUGACUGCAUGUGCAACAUUGACAAAAUGAUCAACAGGAACAAUUCGAAUCAGUUUAAGGUAAUCAUGCACAGAGCAGAGGCAUUUAAAAAGCUGCGACGCCAACUUAAAUAAGCCAUACACGAAUAGAUUUGUCAUGUCUUUCUUUGUGAUUAUCAAACAUGUCAAAGUACAGUGUACUUAUGUAAAUGUGAUUAAGGAGUUGUCUUGAUAAAGGAUUUUUUUUCUCCAGUUCCAAUCAUGGUGUCAUUUCUGUGACAAUGGAGAGGUCUUGUUGACAUACCGUAGCAUGUAAUUCAUAAUGCUUUCCCCAAAAAAUUGGACCUUGAUUAAGAAAGUUACCAUUUUUUAGUGUCUCUGUCAGCACAUCAUAAACAUGUAUUUGCAAGAAAGUAUUAAUUUGUGCUUUAUAGUUGAAACUAUACUCAGGAUAUGUACAUGUACUUACUAAUAUUCAUAAAAAAGUCAAUCCACUGAGUUUAUAUAAUGGAAAUUUCUGACCAUGUGCAGUACUUAAUUAACCGAUUGAGCCAUUGGAAAAACAGGCUAUAGAGUACCGAAGUGAAUCUGGCACACAGUUGUUUGUAAAAGGCAUGAGUGAAAGCCAGUGCGUGAACCAACACGCACCUGCACUCCACUCAUGCACACCUCACUUCAUGGUUCAGAAUGUCACACUUCAGUAUCUAUGUUGCCCGAAUGAGACAACAGUGGUAUACAGUAUUAAUUCUGUGACUACAUUGUAGUGAGAAAUUUUUCACUCUGCAGUAUUUCAAUAUGCGUGACCUGUGUCUACUAUUUUCGUUACAUGUAUUAGCGUGUAGUGAUAGGUCGAAAGAUAUCCUGUGGAAAAACAACAGGCAUGAGAGGAGUCGAUAUUUCAAAAACACUUCGUACAAAUGCAUUUCAGUGUUUUUGUUAAUAACAUAACUGUAUUGUGUAUCAGUCUGGGGUAUUGCCAUAUUUGGAUGGGCUAUUACCAUAUUUGGAUGGGCUAUUACAUAUCUUGUGCAAUCUGACCAAUCACAAGGCCUGUUCCAGCAGACCAUGAUGGAUUGUCGGUGUUAAGGGGUGCUCUCUUAAACAUUGGAGCAUAUGGAACAAAAACCAAGGUUAAAAAAUUCUGUUUGCAACACUUUGAUUGGCAGUGCAAAAAUAAAAUCAUUACUGACAUGUAUCAACUGGACGUUCUAUAUCAUGUUUGUACCAAUUCGAUUUAAAAUUCUUCGCUGCCAACUCGAGAUAAUUAGUGUUGAAGUUGGCAAAAAAAUUCCUGUAUCGGUAGGGGCAGAAAGGUGACGCCCAUAUAUGGUUACACUCCCGACUGUGCACGAGUAAAUAUUGGCACUAGAACAUUGUACAAUUACAGUGCUUUCAAAAGUUCAUACAAAAUAUCAUAAAAGGUAAUUGUGUCAUUUGUUUCCUUUCAAGCUGUAAUCUGGAUUUGUUUUUAUUUUUAAAUUGAAGAGAUGUUCAAACGAUAUAAACAUAUACAAAGUCAAAACGAAGCACUGUGGACAUAAUGGAAAUUCCAUUUACAUGAAGAUACAGGUUUCGAAACGAAUGAGAAACAAAUUAAAAGAACAAAAGACUGCCGCCUUUGAAAA